UUUCCUAUCGUUUUUCUCUUAGUUUUCUUUUCUUGCAUGCUUCAAAUUGCUGCGCAGAUGCCUUCUGCUGAUGGAAUAUUAGAACGAGAAGUUUUGACGUUGAGACCAUCGAUACUAGCCGUGUUUCUAGCUCGCAACAAGGCUCACGUUCUUCCCUACUUCCUCGGCUACUUUGAGCAUCAGCGUUAUCCGAAAGAUAGGAUCUCAGUGUGGAUUUACUCUGAUCAUAAUCAAGAUGAUACAGAAUUACUGUUGCGGCGAUGGAAAGACGCAAUAAGAGGACAGUAUCGUCGAGUUGAGUUGCACAGUAUAGUGGAAACAUUGUAUACUCAAACUGGUGUAAACAAUUGGCCAAAGGAACGAUUUCUUCAUUUACUACGGUUGAGAGAUCGAGCACUAAAUGUAGCACGAGAAAGAGAUAUUGAUUAUGUUUUGUAUAUUGAUGUGGACAACCUAUUAGUCAAUCCAAAUACAUUGUCUGAACUGAUAGCACAGAAGAGAGACAUUGUUUCACCAAUGAUUGAGCCUCUUGUUGGAUCUGUUUAUUCCAACUUUUGGUGUGGUGUUACUGAUAAGGGAUAUUACAAACGAACUGAAGAGUAUAUUCCAACGUUGCAUCGUGCACGAACUGGUUGUUUUGAGGUUCCGAUGGUUCACUCUACGUAUAUUGUAGACAUGCGUUCACCUGGAGUUGAGAAUUUUACCUUCAUUGCUGAUGAAGACUAUAACGGAGUUGUUGAUGAUUUAUUGGUGUUCGCAUAUCAAGUGAAGAAAGCAGGAAUGAGCAUGUUUGUUCUCAACACGCAAAUUUUUGCAAGAAUGCCUCCUCCAAGCCAUGACUAUUCAUCACUUGACGAUGAGCGAAAAAAUGCUGAAGAACUAUGUGUCAAUUAUCUUGCUAUCGACGGUCCAGUCGUUCAGAGCGAAUACCUUCCAUACAACAAACCAACCUUGACUGAUUUUGGCUUGGACAAGAUUUAUGUGAUAAAUUUACAUCGCCGAGAGGGCAGACGAUUACGACUGAAGCACGUCCUUCAACAUCUGGGAAUCCAGGCUGAAUUUGUAACUGCUGUUGAUGGAAGGAACUUAACCGAUAAAGACUUGAAAGAGUUUGGCAUUCAGAUGUUGGAUGGCUACUUGGAUCCUUUAAAGAAGAGACCUCUAACAGUUGGUGAAAUUGGAUGCUUUCUUAGUCACCACAGGAUCUGGGCCGAGGUGGUGUCAAGUCAGUUCACGUCGGUUCUAAUCUUGGAAGAUGAUCCGUACUUUUAUCCUCAAUUUAGAGAGAAGUUUUCUCGCUUGUUGGAAGAUGUCAGAAACAAGGAAAUCGACUGGGAAUUAAUAUAUUUGGCUAGGAAGCGUUUGGAAAACACUAGGGAACUUAAGGUGGAAAACACAGAAACAUUGGUUCGACCAGGAUACUCAUACUGGGCUCUGGCAUACAUGCUGUCUCAAAGUGGGGCAAAGAAACUGAUCAAUCAACAACCUUUAGGCAAAAUGAUGCCUGUAGAUGAAUAUCUACCACUCAUGUUUGAUCGACAUCCAAGGAAAGAAUGGAAGGCACAUUUUACAAAUCGUAAUCUGAAAGCAUUCUCAGCUCAACCCCUACUCAUCAGGCCAACACACUACACAAGCAAUCGCGGUUACAUUAGUGACGUCGAAACACUUGAUACCGAGCUGAAACAACAAAAAGAUGAACUAUAACUAUUUUGCCAUGUUUUCAUAAAUUUGUUUAUUUACAUUAAUGCAUGCAUAGGCUAGAGGUUGAAAUAUAAAUAUCAAUGCUAA
Corticium candelabrum is the source of this 1788-nucleotide messenger RNA. RefSeq names its product procollagen galactosyltransferase 2-like. Lineage: Eukaryota; Metazoa; Porifera; Homoscleromorpha; Homosclerophorida; Plakinidae. The transcript has 11 exons. The record is from RefSeq and is a predicted model, not a curated record. The coding region runs from base 37 to 1704 and encodes 555 amino acids. Gene Ontology annotation, molecular function: procollagen galactosyltransferase activity.